AUGUUAAUCUUUCAUGGCAGUGACUCAAAUGACAACGGCCUUCGUCCUUGCUGCAUUCUUCCUCUUGAUUGCCAGCUCACAAGCUUCUACAGUUUCGAGUACGAAAACAUUAACCAGCACCCUUUUGUAGUAAACAAGUGGGUUUCGACUUUUCUUACCUUUUCAUUUACAGAAGUUGAUAAGCCUCUCCAGUUCACAUAUUCCGGGCCCAAAGGCCCGAACCAGUGGGCCAGCCUGAGCCCGAGCUUCUCUCUCUGUGCAACUGGAAAAUCUCAGUCGCCAGUCGAUAUUAUUACCCGUGGAGCUGUACAGAGUAAGACGUUGAAGCCUCUGGUCAGGGAGUACAAUGCAGUGAAUGUUACUUUGGUCAACAAUAAAUUCACUGUUGCGAUUGAGUACCCUGAACAUACAGGAGAGAUAAUUGUAGACGACAAACACUAUUCAUUGAAGCAAAUGCACUGGCAUUCUCCUUCUGAGCAUAGAAUCAAUGGAAAAAGAUUCGCUGCGGAGCUUCACAUGGUGCACAUUUCUGAGGACGGUAAUGUGUCGGUUGUGGCGACCCUGUUCAAUUAUGGAAAACCCGAUCCACUUCUUGGACAGAUAAACAACAAAAUGAAUGAUCUGGUUUACGAGGCUAAAAAUUGGGAGGCAAGUCCAAUCACAAUCGAGGGGUUUCAUCCCGUGGAAUUAAGGAAAACUUCUAGAAAGUACUACAGAUACAUAGGGUCAGCAAGUGUUCCUCCUUGCUCGGAGAAUCUCAUGUAUCUUGUACUUGGAAAGGCGAGGUCAAUAUCGAAGGAACAAGUGGAGGCACUGAAGGCUCCUCUAGACAUGAGGUGCAAGUACAAUGCCAGGCCAUGUCAGCCAAUCAAUGGAAGACAGGUGGAGGUAUAUGAUGGUUAGUGUGUAUCGAGUACAAGUAUGUCUCGUAGUAGAAGUUUUCAGUUACCAACUGGUUUAAUACAUGAAUAUAUGUGGUUGAUUAUGUAUUUAGUUACAAAUAUGUAUUUUAGAUUUAUAUGCAUGUGAAUGUUUGCAUAUCAAAUUUGCUCUGGUAAAUGUAUAAAUAUUUGGAUAUUGUGUAAUAUUUGGAUCUUGUAUUUACCAACUUAUGGUUGUAUUUGGUAAAUUAAAGGGUUGUAUUUAAC
Messenger RNA from Striga asiatica, 1148 nucleotides. Lineage: Eukaryota; Viridiplantae; Streptophyta; Magnoliopsida; Lamiales; Orobanchaceae. The record is from the annotation of a GenBank genome assembly.